AUGGUGGAGGUGUUAUCCUCUAAGGGUGAAAACAGGGGUAAAUUUAAGAAGGAACACUAUGGAGAGCAAGGUGGCAGGGAAGAAGUGGAGACACGAGGUGCCGAAGGUGAAGGCUUGGAUGAGAAAGAUGAAAGGUUUGGUACAUACAAGGAGAAAGAUCUUGAUCUGCAUAAGAAAUUUACUGAGUCGACAAGGAAAAGAAAAGUCAGAAAGGAAGUUGAGGAACUUACAGAGAAAAUGGGAAUAUCUAAAGAAGUUGUGCAAAGGGCUAGGGAGCAGAACAUAUUGAAGGAGGAGGAUAUGGUGAAGCCCAAAAAGAAAAAACCAGUCUCCACUCCUCCCAAGCAAUCAAAGCCAGGACAGUCCCAAACUGCACCUACCUCCUGUGCUCAGAAGCCUACUCCUCCACCCAAGCCACAAUCCAAGUCAACCGGUGGAGCUGAGAAAAGGAAGAAUGAGAAUUAUCAAAGGGAGUAUGUUGUAGCCACUGUUGGGGAUGAAACAGAAUCUGAUGAGGCAGUGAAAGAGGUGAAGAAGACAGCCACUUAUGCAAGAGGAGUGAAAAAGCCACAAUCUGGUGGAGCCCAGUCAUCCGCUCGAGCUAGAGUGAGAAAGAAGCAUAAAUCUAAAUUGGAUGAAGCUAUGAAAUCCAACAAAGUUGAAGAUCAAUCUUCUGAGAAUGGUGUUCCGGAAGAGCAUACCAGUGUGCAUACAAUAGUUGAUGAUCCUAAUAAUGCUAACAUUGAUACCUCCGGUGAAGUUGUGUUGGAUCCUCUGGUGAUAGAAGUUAUUUCAAAAAAGGUAGCUGAGGAGAUAGAUGAUGCAGAAAAGGGUGAAGAUGAUGGUAAAGGUGAGAGUGUUGAGGUGCCAGAAAAGGAAAAAGGAGAGAAGAAGGAAGAUCAAUGUCUGGUGACAGUGGCAAGAGACAUUGUUGUUGAUAAAUGA
Messenger RNA from Cryptomeria japonica (Japanese cedar), 945 nucleotides. RefSeq lists its product as uncharacterized. The record is from RefSeq and is a predicted model, not a curated record. NCBI's taxonomy places the organism in Eukaryota, Viridiplantae, Streptophyta, Pinopsida, Cupressales, Cupressaceae. Bases 1 to 945 code for a protein of 314 amino acids. The transcript has 3 exons.